AGAAUUGAUAGGUCCUAGCUAAAUGAUUACGAAUCUAUCUAAUACAGAAAUUGAAUUUAUCAGAGAUGGCAUAACGCAGAAUGUCAGAAUUGAUGGACGCGAAAGGUUUGAUUACCGUCCGUUUACACUAGAGGUAGGAACUAUAACACAAGCCAACGGAUCUGCAAGACUAUCUUUGGGAGAAACAAAGAUAUUGGUAGGAGUAAAGGCUGAAAUUGGCGAACCACUUGAUAAUGCACCCAAUGAGGGUGUUCUUAAGGUCGCAGUUGAGUGUUGUCCCACUGCAAGUCCGUAUUUUGAGGGAAGAGGGGCAGAGGAAUUGAAUAUCAAAUUAUCGAAUCUGAUGGAAAAAAUGCUUUUAUCCUCAGCGCAUAUCGACCUCGGUAUUUUAUGUCUGAUCCCUAAAAAACAGUGUUGGAUAUUGUAUAUAGAAAUAUUGGUCUUAGAUUGUGGAGGAAAUUUGGUAGAUGCAAUCUCAAUUGCAACAAGGGCUGCUUUGGCUAAUACAACUGUACCUCUUGUUAAAGUUGUUGAAGCCAAAAAGCCUGGGGAAUAUGAGUUUGAGUUAGAUGGAGAUAUAGACAAUAACAUUAUAAUUCCAGUCGAAAAUGUACCUAUUUUUGUCUCCUUCAACCAAAUUGGGUCAUAUCUCAUUGUGGAUCCUUCCUUACAAGAAGAACUAUGUUUAGGAUGCCGAAUAUCUAUCGGUAUCAAUAAAAUUGGUAAUAUAUGCACUAUCGAUAAAGGAAAUGGAAUGAUAGGCCUGGAGACCCUUCCACAAAUCAUGUCAACUGCCAAAACACUUGGUCUGAAAAUCCUGAAUUUGAUAGAUGGAUAUAAAUUGAAAAGCUUUCAACAGCAAACAACUUGUUUCGACACAAUAAUCGAAGAUGAUAGCCUUGUUAUAUAA
Messenger RNA from Schistocerca gregaria, 910 nucleotides. Its product is annotated as putative exosome complex exonuclease RRP42. NCBI's taxonomy places the organism in Eukaryota, Metazoa, Arthropoda, Insecta, Orthoptera, Acrididae. Gene Ontology annotation, biological process: nuclear polyadenylation-dependent rRNA catabolic process; U5 snRNA 3'-end processing; TRAMP-dependent tRNA surveillance pathway. The record is from RefSeq and is a predicted model, not a curated record. The coding region runs from base 23 to 910 and encodes 295 amino acids. Gene Ontology annotation, cellular component: nuclear exosome (RNase complex); cytoplasmic exosome (RNase complex). The transcript has 7 exons.